Puma concolor (puma) is the source of this 1761-nucleotide messenger RNA. Lineage: Eukaryota; Metazoa; Chordata; Mammalia; Carnivora; Felidae. The record is from RefSeq and is a predicted model, not a curated record.
AAGGCAGCGGAAAGAAGAAAUAUGAAUACGGCUCCAUCAAGACCCAGCCCCACACGAAGAGAUCCAUAUGGCUUUGGAGAUGGUCGAGAUACAAGACGUGAUCGAUCCCCAAUUCGAGGAAGUCCAAGGAGAGAGCCCAGGGAUGGCAGAAAUGGCCGGGAUGCCCGGGAUAGCAGAGCCAUUCGAGACCCCCGAGACUUGCGGGACCACAGAGAUAGCAGAGACAUUCGGGAUCACAGAGACAGCAGAAGUAUGCGUGAUGCUCGGGACAUGAGGGACCUUAGAGACUUUCGUGAUCUAAGAGACUCUAGGGAUUUUCGGGAUCACCGGGACCCCAUGUAUGACAGAUACAGAGAUAUGAGAGACUCCCGAGAGCCCAUGUACAGGAGAGAAAGCUCUUAUGACCGAUACCUGCGAAUGGAUGACUAUUGCAGGAGGAAGGACGACCCUUACUUUGACCGUUACAGAGAUAGCUUUGAUGGACGAGGCCCUCCAGGCCCAGAAAGUCAGUCUCGUGCAAAAGAACGUUUGAAACGUGAGGAACGGCGUAGAGAAGAGCUUUAUCGUCAGUAUUUUGAGGAAAUCCAGAGACGCUUUGAUGCUGAGAGGCCUGUUGAUUGUUCUGUGAUUGUGGUCAACAAGCAGACUAAAGAUUAUGCUGAAUCUGUGGGGCGGAAGGUACGAGACCUAGGCAUGGUAGUGGACUUGAUCUUCCUCAACACAGAGGUGUCACUGUCACAAGCCUUGGAGGAUGUUAGCAGGGGAGGGUCUCCUUUUGCUAUUGUCAUCACCCAGCAACACCAGAUUCACCGCUCGUGCACAGUCAACAUCAUGUUCGGAACCCCACAAGAGCAUCGCAACAUGCCCCAGGCAGACGCCAUGGUGCUGGUAGCCAGAAAUUAUGAGCGCUAUAAGAAUGAGUGCCGGGAGAAGGAGCGAGAGGAGAUUGCCAGACAGGCAGCCAAGAUGGCAGAUGAAGCCAUCCUGCAGGAAAGGGAGCGCGGAGGCCCCGAGGAAGGAGUGCGCGGGGGGCACCCUCCAGCCAUCCAAAGCCUCAUCAACCUACUGGCAGACAACAGGUACCUCACUGCCGAGGAGACUGACAAGAUCAUCAACUAUCUGCGAGAGCGGAAGGAGCGCCUUAUGAGGAGCAGCACCGACUCUCUGCCUGGCCCGAUUUCCCGCCAACCACUCGGGGCGACCUCGGGUGCCUCGCUGAAGACACAGCCAAGCUCCCAACCGCUCCAGAGCGGCCAAGUGCUCCCCUCUGCUACACCCACUCCAGCUGCACCCCCCACCUCCCAGCAAGAGCUUCAGGCCAAAAUCCUCAGCCUCUUCAAUAGUGGCACGGUUGUGGCCAAUAGCAGCUCUGCAUCCCCUUCAGUCGCUGCCGGAAACACCCAGAACCAGAAUUUUUCCACGGCAGCAAACAGCCAGCCUCAGCAAAGAUCACAGGCCUCUGGCAAUCAGCCUCCAAACAUUUUGGGACAGGCGGGAUCUGCUCGGAACAUGGGCCCCAGGCCUGGGGCUCCUUCCCAAGGGCUCUUUGGCCAGCCUUCCAGUCGCCUGGCACCUGCUAGCAACAUGGCUAGCCAGAGGCCCGUGUCUUCCACAGGUAUCAACUUUGACAAUCCAAGUGUACAGAAGGCUCUGGACACCCUGAUCCAGAGUGGCCCUGCUCUCUCCCACCUGGUUAGCCAAACUACAGCACAGGUGGGGCGGCCCCCGGCCCCAUUGGGAUCCUACCAGAGGCAUUACUGA